AUGGCUGCCCUGGGGGACAUCGUCCUGGAUGGUUACCUGUACCCGGCGUGCGCCCUCUAUUCGUACCGGUGCCUCUACCCGGCCGCCGCCGCCAAGGGAAAAAGCGGGGCGGACGAGGGUGGCUCGCGACCCCGGGGCGGGGGCUACCCUCCCGUUUCCUCCUCCUCCGACGGCGCGGCCUCGUCGUCGUUCCCGGGCCAGCGGCAGCUGGCGGCCGCCGAGUACGUCCACAGCUACCACCGCGCGCAGCUCAUGGCCCUGCUGUCGCAGGUGGGCCCCCGCCGGGCCAGCACUCGGGACGCGGCGGUGCAGAUGAACCCGUGCCGCGACGUGUCGGUGCAGUGCUCGCUGGGACGGCGGACGCUGGGGCGCAGGGCCCGCGAGUCCGGCCCGAGUCCGGAUCCCGAGGGCGCGGUGGUCGGGGCGACGGCGAGCCGCGAGCAACCCCCGCCGGUGGCCAGGGUCCCGGACGCCGCUGGCGAGAGGUCGUCGUCCCGGAGCCCUCAGCCGGGCAAGGAGCGCCUGCGCUUCCAGUUCUUAGAGCAGAAGUAUGGCUACUAUCACUGCAAGGACUGCAAUAUCCGCUGGGAAAGUGCCUAUGUGUGGUGUGUACAAGGCACUAACAAGGUUUACUACAAGCAGUUUUGCCGAACAUGCCAGAAGUCUUAUAACCCUUACCGAGUGGAGGAUAUCACCUGCCAAAACUGUAAACAGACUAGAUGCUCCUGCCCAGUGAAACUUCGCCACGUGGACCCCAAAAGGCCCCACCGUCAAGAUUUGUGUGGGAGAUGCAAAGGCAAACGCCUAUCCUGUGACAGUACUUUCAGUUUCAAAUAUAUCAUUUAA
Molecule: messenger RNA, 846 nt
Organism: Odocoileus virginianus texanus
Lineage: Eukaryota; Metazoa; Chordata; Mammalia; Artiodactyla; Cervidae
Gene: ZAR1
Product: zygote arrest 1
Biological process (GO): translation
Cellular component (GO): cytoplasm
Source: RefSeq, a predicted model, not a curated record